Molecule: messenger RNA, 807 nt
Organism: Wallemia ichthyophaga EXF-994
Lineage: Eukaryota; Fungi; Basidiomycota; Wallemiomycetes; Wallemiales; Wallemiaceae
Product: Ribosome biosis protein RLP24
Exons: 6
Coding region: 1-807 (268 amino acids)
Biological process (GO): ribosomal large subunit biogenesis
Cellular component (GO): nucleolus
Source: RefSeq, a predicted model, not a curated record
AUGCCUAGCCACUACAAUACCCACGCAAGAAGAAGGCGGAACGCGUUGUGGCGCAAGAACAUUAUCACCGCCAUUCUCUCUCUCAUACUAGGAUUUGUCUUGUUCAAAGUGCUCCAAGCUCGUAUGAGCGAUACGAGACCGCGAGUCACGCAUGCGGACAGAUACUCAAAAGAAUACAAAUACAGACCAGCGGCUAGCCCAAUCGUCACCGAAGUCCUCGAUGACGGUACUAUCAGACUCCGUGGCGCAAACCACCACGACACGCAUGCCCGUAUUGAUCAUUGUUACUUCUGUUCUGGAAACGUAUACCCAGGUCAUGGAACUGCAUUCGUGCGCAACGACAGCAAAUACUUUAGAUUCUGUUCAUCAAAAUGCCAUAAGAACUUCAAGAUGAAGCGUAACCCACGUAAGCUCAGAUGGACCAAGGCGUUCCGUAAGGCUGCUGGCAAAGAGAUGACGAUUGACUCUACACUCGAAUUUGAGAAGCGUAGACACGUUCCAGUCAGAUACAACAGAACAUUGGUCGCAACCACGCUUAAGGCAAUGAAGAGAGUUGGAGAGAUUCGCAAGCGUCGUGAAGUUGCAUUUUGGAAAAACAGAAUGGCAGCCAACUCGCAAAGGCGCAAGCUGGCAGACAAGAAGGAAGUAUCUAAAUCUAUUAAUCUUCUCCCUGGUAUCAAAGCAAGCACCAAAGCAGCCGCAUCUGCUCAAACAGCAAAGCAAAAAGUCAAAGUACCAAAGAACAAGUCUUCAAAUCUUGCUUCUGCAGGUGGUUCCGGACAAAAGAUGACUAUGGAUAUGGACUAA